AUGUUUGCUGUAGAAACCACAAGUGCACAAACCAAGAACAUUAUUAAUAAGACCAAAUACAUCAAAAAUCAAACACCAAUGGCAGAUAGGCUUGACAGAAAUUAUUUUGGUGUAGAUCAGGAUUAUUAUGAGAAAAUACCACUUCUAAUUAAUGACUUACAAGAAAGCUAUACAGAUUUACUUGAUGUCCCUGUACCAUUAUCUAAAAAAAAAUAUAGAUCUACUAUUGAUUAUUUUAGACCUACAACAUCUACUGUUACAAACAAGUUCAUAAGAAGAACUAGUCCAAGACCUUUUAUUUUUGAAUAUAAAAGUCCAUACCCGAUGCCGUUCUCCAAAACGACUACAAACUCAAAGCUGUGGCUGGAUCAUUAUCGUAACAACCAGAGGUUAAAAAAUCUGCGAGAUGUUAUAAAAUAUCUAGAAAAAACCUUGAAUGCGAAAUUCAGUGACUUUUACAUGCCAAGUGAUGAAGAAAUGGCUUUUUCAGAACUUUACGUAAGACCAGUUCGAAAUGACAAUAUUAAUUCAGGUGUUGGCUCUGAUUAUGUACAUCAAAAAUUAGAAAAAGAUAGGUUACGGCAGAACCACUAUAUUGAUCCUUUAUUUGGUUUUAAGCCAGAUAGCCCAGGAGAUAUAAACUUAUUGGCGGAUGGAUUAAGAUUUGCACCAUCUGUAAAGUCACUCGAUGAAAUUAAUAUGAAUGUGCCUAUCGACUCUGCACCUGGAAAUGAACAUACAAAUUGUAGAUAUGGAAGAUGUUUUCAAUACAACAGAAAUAUACCAAAAAAAUAUUUUACACCAAAUUCUGAAGGUUUUAGAAGUACGCCACUAUCAAUAUUAAACAAUAAGCCAAACGUGUUUUAUAGUCAUAUGCCUAAUUAUUUCUCAACUCCAAAGUUUCGGCAACCUUCACCAGAAAUUAAAAAUGAACUUGAUAAAAUUUAUAUAACUACAUCAAGACCUAUCUUAUUUCAGUUUAGACGCAAGUCCAAUUUACCCAUUAGACGGAAUUCACAUAGAAACAAAAGCCCUAGAAUUCUUGAUGAAACAAAGAAAGUGUACUUUUCUUCUUCAUUUAGUUACGAUCAAAACGAUACUAUAUCUAGUUCUAAUGUAUAUUCAUCGUCGAUAGAAGAUAAGAUUCUAACAGAUUUAAGUACUUCAAGAACUGACAGAGAAAGUCCUAACUUAAAACUACAAGAUACAUUAGAAAGGGAUUUUAUUACCAAUAUUCCUAAGGUAAACUUACCACGUGUGGAAGAUUACCAUAUUGGUAGCUCGGGUGUCAUAACUAUUGGAACUAGUGCUCCCCAAACAUAUUCUAUCGUUACACCUGUAAUGCCUCUACGUCCAAAUACUGAAUCAAUAACUAAUCCUCCCGAUAUCAUUAAGUUUAGUCCAGAAGACGCCAAAAUACCAGAUCAGUACCUGAACCUAGGUAUUUCUAAUUUAGACGAGGUCACAGAAAGUGACACUUUAUGGAGUAAUUUCGAAACUAGUAAGAUUAGUAACGAAGAAACCGAAGCUAAGACGUUAAUUGUAAAACUAAGGAAUAUGAUUGAAACCACAACAAAGGAUAGUUCAAAUGAACCAAACCAGAACGAGUUUGUUGCAACAACUGAAGAAGGUACAGAGUCUACAACAUGGACCUACGUUCCAACGAUAAACGGGCAUUACAGAAAUUUAAAAAAUAAAACAUUGAUUUUGUUACAAGAAAACUCCGAAAAAUAUAGAAAAAAGAGACUCGAAAAUUUAUUAUCGAUUCGAAACUCGACAUAUGUUCCUAUGUACGUGGAGAUUAUAAGAAAUAGAAAUGCUACUAUGAAUGGUGACAAUAAU
This is a messenger RNA of Brenthis ino (lesser marbled fritillary), 1842 nucleotides long. NCBI's taxonomy places the organism in Eukaryota, Metazoa, Arthropoda, Insecta, Lepidoptera, Nymphalidae. The record is from the annotation of a GenBank genome assembly.